CAUCUCGCAAAAGACCGCACUGUAUGUUUGUCUCUCUACAGCUUUUUCUCCCUUUUGCAUUUUGCGAUUCCCGCCCCUCUGCUUAGGCUUUUCUGGCCCCUCCGGCCCCCCUGCUGUUUGAUUGUUGUAGUUGUGCGCUACUUAGGUCCACGACCUACAAAUCAAAUUAGAGAUGUCGCCCAGGGACUCAAGCUCACACCUUUCACCUUCUCACCAUAGGUGCCAAUCCAAUUACCUCUCGGCCCCAGCCUCGUUUCCAGGAGUUGAACUCCUCUCCUCGGCGUCCGAGUCAUUGCAGGUGCCAGGCUACCAACAACCAGGCUCUCUGCGCAUCUCGGGCUCUUGGCCUUUCAAUAGUCCUGUGCAAAGCCUUGGAAACGACGCGCAGUCCGCGCAAGCAGUCCCAAUCUCCCUAAAUCCGGAUAUCUUGUCUUUAUCGUUACAUUCAAACGCCAGCCUUGUUGGAACUAAUCUCGACCCGGAUACGCCACUCCCGAGUCUGGAAAACGAGCAAUCUUUCAACAUUGUCAACCGCGAAGGGCAUUUGACAGACGGCAGCCACCAAACCCCGGGGAUCAUACCAUACCCUAUGUCAGUAGCUUCAGGCUCAUACUUCGCUGGCCCGAUGCAGCCAGACAACCACCCUUAUGGUUGGGGCAAUCGCUCCUUUCAACCAAUGCAGCCUCAGUCAGGCAAUAUAAACCAGCAAUAUCCACCAUCACAACAGUACCCUCCGGCAGGGUUUCCUGUUGGUUAUAACAACCCGCCAGGCGGAUCAUUACCCAACCAUCCACACGACACGCAACAAACCGCUCCAUACUUAGCUGCAGCGCCGGGGAUCGUUCCUCAACAUAACCAAGCUCGAAGUCCACCAGUACAAUCAAUGGCUCGCCCAUUUCACCCUCAAUCCGCUCCCGCAACUUUACCUGAUCAAUCUCUAAUACCAUCUUCUUCUCCCUAUAUGAUGAAUCAACCCGCCUACUAUCUUCCCGAAGCACAUCCAGUUCCGUCCUCUCAUCCGUCCUCCAUGAGCCCCCAUGCAUCUUCGAUGGCCCCCGAGCCCGUCUUUUCUUCUCCGCUCCCAGUUCCGACGGGAGAGUCCGGCGAUCGCCCCUUACGCGUGGUCAGUUCACGACCUCGACCACAAUGCUGGGAUCAUGGAUGCGAGGGACGCGAGUUUUCAACUUUUAGCAACCUGCUUCGACACCAGCGCGAGAAAUCCGGCGUCGUCGCCAAGGCAGAGUGCCCUGUCUGCGGAGCCGUGUUCACGCGCACGACGGCGCGCAAUAUUCAUGUUGCGCAAGGCAAGUGCAAGGGUCCAGGGCGAGAAUCUUCGGCGGAAUAAAAAAAAGGUGCUGGGAGGUAUAGUGACUUGGGAUUGGAAUUUCUGGAUUGACUCUUCGAGG
Penicillium brasilianum is the source of this 1406-nucleotide messenger RNA. The record is from the annotation of a GenBank genome assembly. Lineage: Eukaryota; Fungi; Ascomycota; Eurotiomycetes; Eurotiales; Aspergillaceae.